Messenger RNA from Heterobilharzia americana, 2135 nucleotides. Lineage: Eukaryota; Metazoa; Platyhelminthes; Trematoda; Strigeidida; Schistosomatidae. The record is from the annotation of a GenBank genome assembly.
GGAAAAUUGAACGGUGAGAGCGCAGACUUCCUAAAAUUGUGCGGUACAAACGUUAGGUGUAGAUUUUUUCUACAGAACUAUUAAGUUUUUAAAGAAUGGUCUUAGCAGAACUAGGAAGAAAGAUAACUUCAGCGCUUCGAUCUUUGGGCAAUGCUACCAUCAUCAAUGAAGAUGUGUUAAAUAGUUUACUGAAGGAAAUAUGUACUGCACUGAUUGAAGCUGAUGUAAAUAUUAGACUGGUUAAACAAUUGCGUGAGAAUGUUCGUGCUGUAAUCGACUUCGAUGAAAUGGCAGCUGGAUUGAAUAAACGUAAAAUAAUCCAGUCUGCUGUAUUCAAAGAGCUAGUUCACUUAGUCGAUCCACAGGUUAAACCUUGGCAACCUACAAGAAGUUCUUCAAAUGUAAUUAUGUUAGUUGGUCUACAAGGUAGUGGUAAAACAACCACAGCAACUAAAUUGGCCUAUUUUUAUCAAAGGAAAGGAUGGAAGACAUGUAUGAUAUGCGCGGAUACGUUUCGUGCUGGUGCUUUUGAUCAAUUGAAACAGAAUGCCACAAAAGCUCGUAUUCCAUUCUAUGGUUCGUAUACGGAAACUGAUCCAGUUGUUAUUGCUCGAGAUGGUGUACAAAAAUUUGCGGAAGAGAAAUUUGAAAUUAUCAUCGUAGAUACUAGUGGUCGGCACAGACAAGAAGAUUCAUUGUUUGAGGAAAUGCUUCAGGUUUCAAAUGCAAUCGAACCUGAUCAUGUAAUCUACGUUUUAGAUGCAUCUAUUGGUCAGGCUUGUGAAGCACAAGCCAGUGCAUUCAAAGCCAAAGUAGAUGUAUCAUCGGUUAUUGUAACGAAACUGGAUGGUCAUGCAAAAGGUGGUGGCGCAUUGAGCGCAGUUGCUGCUACACACAGUCCAAUUACAUUUAUUGGAACCGGUGAACAUAUAGAAGAUUUUGAGCCAUUCAGAGUUCAACCAUUUGUACAAAAAUUAUUAGGUUUAGGUGAUUUAGAAGGUUUAGUGGAACGUGUUACAGAGCUAAAAUUAGAUGAAAAUGAAGAACUAGUUAAAAAGCUUAAACAAGGUGUAUUCACUUUACGUAAUAUGUAUGAACAAUUUCAAAAUAUCCUGAAAAUUGGUUCAUUCUCUCAAGUUCUCUCAGCUAUUCCUGGUCUCGGACAAGAUUUACUAGCUAAUGAUCAGGAAAGUCAUCGACGUUUGAAACGCCUUAUGACAAUCAUGGAUAGUAUGAAUGACUAUGAAUUAGAUUCUGAUGAAGGCGGCCGAUUGUUUAACAGACAACCUGGACGAACACUUCGUGUUGCUCGUGGUGCAGGUGUCAGUCAAGCGGAAGUGAAACUUCUUCUAACUCAACAUAAUAAAUUCUAUAUGGUUGUCAAAAAGAUGGGUGGUAUUAAAGGUCUAUUUCAAACUGGAGCUAAAGGGGGAGCAAUGGGUGGAGUUGGAGGUCCCGGUAGUGGAGGCAGUGGUAACACUCCAAGUUUAGCUGAUAUGGCUGCAGCUUCAAGAUCUGUAAGUGCUGGUCAAAUGGCGAAGUUGAAUCAAUCAAUGGCUAAAGUUCUUGAUCCACGCAUUCUUCAACAAAUGGGUGGUAUGGCAGGUUUACAAAAUAUGAUGCGUCAGUUACAAUCAGGUGGUGGUUUGGGACCAUUUGGCGGCGGUGGUGGUGGUCGUUUAGGUUAGAUGACACAUACACACAAUGUAGAUGUACUCUCUUUAAACAUUACCAAAUAAUUGUCUUUCUUCAAAACGCCUAUACACAAGCUGCGUUACCACUACAUAUGCAUAUUUUUUUUGUCGUUAAACGGCAAUCAUUGUACUAAAAUCACAAUUUGUACAUACACAUAUACUUGUAUGUCUGUAAGUGAUUUAACAAAAUGUAUUUUUGGUCUCUGGGAAUUAUUCUUACUUUAAAAUGCUAAUUGACUUACUCUACCUCGACGGUUUGUAGGUGCGAUGAUGAUGAUGAUUUGUAAAGAAAUGUGCAAGUUUAAAAAAUCUUGUAUUUUGUUUGCUUUUUCAGUGUGUAAAACAAUUUUAUGAAUAGUCUGUUCUGUUUGCUUCCAAUACAGUACGUACAUUGACUAAAUUGAAAACAGACUAAUAUGAUAAUAAAUGGUAUAUCGUUUA